Messenger RNA from Trichoderma citrinoviride, 471 nucleotides. RefSeq lists its product as hypothetical. The record is from RefSeq and is a predicted model, not a curated record. The coding region runs from base 1 to 471 and encodes 156 amino acids. The transcript is spliced from 2 exons. Lineage: Eukaryota; Fungi; Ascomycota; Sordariomycetes; Hypocreales; Hypocreaceae.
AUGAGCGCCGCGGCGGUUCGUGAGGGCGAAGUCAGGACUGGUCAGGCCAAAGUCGCGAUGAGGAGGGACGAUGGACAGAUGGCCAACUGGAUGGACGACGGAAGAGGCGAGGCGACGGCGGCCACGGCGUACAUGGACGAAGUACAAGUCGGGGAUGGUCCGGCGUGCAGGGACGGGCUGGGGGAGGUUUUUGGGGGUGGUUCAAAGGUGUGGGUGGAGUGCUUGUCGAGAUUAGCCAACGGCUCUAGCGACGCUGGGGCGUUAGUGGGGGAACAGCCAGCGACGGUGCGCGGGCGGCGGGCUGGCACGGUGCUGCAGGCGCUGCGGGUGCUGGCGGGCAGCAGCUGUGCCCCAGAUGGCACCAUCGCCGCGGCACCGCGUGACGGAGCUGCAGAGCCGCGCUCGCCCUCGCAGCACCGGCUUACUGUGCAUUGCGGUCUCGGCGCACCGUGGGCGCUGUUAGGCCAGUAA